This is a messenger RNA of Physcomitrium patens, 2033 nucleotides long. Lineage: Eukaryota; Viridiplantae; Streptophyta; Bryopsida; Funariales; Funariaceae. The record is from RefSeq and is a predicted model, not a curated record.
UAGAAAGAGAACUUCUUUAACAGAAAAAGUCCAGUUUUAUUGAUCUUAUCACAUGGAGCGCCGAGCGAAAUUCCUACUCAGGGCGUCAUCGUGAAAGUUGUAGGCCUUGAUUGACAUCAAAGGGUUAGUUUAUUUGGCCAGCUCACUGUCGGUACAUGUACUGAUAUCAUCGAGUUCGGGGACUUGUGACGGAUGCCAUGAAACGCAACCCUGGCUUGAGCUCCAAACUGCCACAGAACAAAGCACUCGUGGUUAUGUGGGUGGAUAUGCAGGUGGGCAGGAAGUGAUUGGGGGUAGAUUUCAUGAGUUGCGAAGGAUUGAAGUCGAUUUGGUGAGGAAUCUGGUGCAAACCCCAGCGUUGUAAACACCGAGGGUGCGGUUGGAGGGAGGGAAAUUGGCUAUGGAGAUGAACGAGGGAGUCUGGAGCAGAAUGCCCUCUGAGCUCAUCGAGCGCGUGCUGUCUUUGCUCCCGGUGCCCGUGUUAUGCAGAUUCCGAUCCGUGUGCAAGACAUGGAGGCAGCUGUUUCGCACGCCGAGCUUCCUCGACCUCUGCGACCGCAACGGAACCCCUAAAGAGUACUUGUUUCUCGCGCGCUGCUUGAGUGACCCUGAUGACGGCCUGGUCUGCUCCAUCGAUGAGGCGAUGACGUUCCUCGACAUCGAAGCCGGAAGGUGGUACUGGAUCAAAUCCGAACACUGGCGUCACUACUCCUUCGCGCUUCCUCACGAAUCCUCCGAAACUAGACUGUUAGCCAUGGACGAAAGCCUCGUCUGCGAGUUCACCGCGCUACCAGACGAUCCGAACAAAGGGUACGCCAUUUUCAUAUCCGACCCCAUCGCUAAGACAGCAGCCGUGGAGCUUCCACCCGUGCCGUCCUACCGCUACAGUCGCGAAACCAGCGGCCUGCCCACUUCCAUGACCAUAGAUGUAGAUAAGGUCGCUUACACCUUCAAGGUAUUCCUCAAUUGCGACCUGAGAUGGUACGUUUACGAGUCCUCGAUAGGUGUGUGGCGCGAUCUGGGAACGAUUCCGGACUUCCAGCACGCGGAGGUGAAGAAAUCAUCCACACCCACCAUUUUCCACGGGAUUCUUUACACCAUUGCGUGGCUACCUUCUGCUUCGAAAUUUGUCGUGUUUAGUUACAACCUCCAGACAGAUGAAUGGAGGGCAUUGCCUGGUCUGAGGAUUCCUAGUCACUACUACGAUCCACAGCUUCUUGUGGUGGGUAACCGGUUAUUUGCUGUGUCGUGUGUCAGUUCGAAUGUGCCAAAUUCGGAGUUUGAGGUGAUGGAGGUUCUGGUCGGUAAGAAUGAAGCCAGGGUGGUGGUCCACAUUCCCAAUGCGCGCUUGCUAGAGUAUUUCGAUGAGGGACUGCCGUUCUGCGUAUUUGGGUUUCCAGUCGUAGAUUCCCAGGGUGUUUGCAAGGCGAUAGUACUGAAGUCCGACUUGUCGGGGAAGCUGGUGAUGUAUGAGAUGGCGUGCGGGGAGGUGGAGGUCUUGCCGGCGCACCCGAUGGGUCCAGCUCCCGUACCCUGCUGCUGGAAGGAGCUGGGUGGAUUGCACUAUCCAAUCUCUUGGGUUCCUUUCACUUGUUACGGUGUUGGCUACGGUAACUUAAGCAUGCGGAACUACUUGUCACCACCAGCCCCCGUCACAUGAUUUUCUGGUUAGCAGAUACAUUCGGAUGUGAAGGAAGUUGCUAAAUUUGCACGAGAUAUGGCUGUUGGGAUGGAGAUCUCUAGGACUGAAGCUUUCCUACAUUCCGGCACCCAGAUUCUGAUUGCUUUGUCAUUUUGAGGUUUAGUGUCGUUCAGGAGCUUAGCCCUAAAACAUCACCACCUCAGGAAGUUAAGGGUGAAGACUUGUACAAUGGUAGGUCGCAAAACAGCCAGCUUCUGCAGCUGCCUGUUUCUGUCACUAUGUCAUCAAUGGUGGACAAGAGAGGCCUUGAUUGGUAUCAACGUCUUGUCAGCAUUCUAGAGUUUGUUGCAGACACUCAUAAUUGCACAGGAGAGAACGAUUUGGUCUUCAA